Xyrichtys novacula (pearly razorfish) is the source of this 8455-nucleotide messenger RNA. NCBI's taxonomy places the organism in Eukaryota, Metazoa, Chordata, Actinopteri, Labriformes, Labridae. The record is from the annotation of a GenBank genome assembly.
GCAGUUUGCCUUGGAGGUGGGUGCUACAAGACGGCUCAUGAUGUGCUAAAAUCUAAGAAAUGGCAGAUUUUCCACAUUUGUCCUGAUACGAAAAGAUGAACAUGAAGGUGUUUUGCAGGAAAGGCCCUGGUUUUUCCUCUGAAUAUCAGUAUAUGUGUCUGUGUGAUUUCAUGGACUUGUAGAAGUCUUUCACAGCUGUUUUGGGAUUUCAGUAAAGGUGUUAAAACAUUACUGCAGUAUGGACAUGUGGAAGAGGUGGAAGUUAAAUUGCAUUAAGGGUUAAUGUAGGCACCAACAUUUGAAAGAAAAUACACAGAAAAAUGCCACAUUUCUACGACAUUGAUUCUGGCACACAGCUUUCACUUUUUUGUUCUGAUCGCAGUUUAAAGUAAAUUUAUUUUUAAUAAACAUAAAGAAACUAAAACAAAUACAUUUCAUCUGUAAUCUUCAUAAGAUGAAGUCUUAAAAUAUAUAUACUUUCUGUCUGUGACUCAUAAAGAGGCAAAAAGAGUCAGUGAAAGUCUGAUUUGUACCUUUACUCUCGUUUUCAGACAGACAGCCUUUCUUAUUGCAGAUAUUGUGAAACAGUUACAGUGUUGUAUUUGCAUGAGCACCAAAAGUACAGGGUUAUUUUUAGGGAGAGAUCAGGGUGUGGUUCAUAGUCCUCUGUUCUUUGACCCAUCCAUCACUCCCACCCACCACCACCGCCUACUCAGACUUUCUUGCAUCACCUUACUUUUCACGUGUUUGACCACAAGAGUAGUGCUCUGAGUGUUUAGUUAGGAGUUACUUAAAGACCCAGGGUGUCUCAAUUUGUGAUUCAGGAUUUUUGAGCUAUCCAAACAACCUCCAUAUAUUUGACAUUUUGUUAUUUUUUUGAGUGUGGUUCUCUCAGCCUGCAAGGAUAAUGUGAGUUUGCUUUGCUUUCACCAUCUUUUGCAGCUUCUCGGUCCCACUCAUUGAUUCCCAUUUAUACUGAUAUUUAACUUCUGAUGGUUCAAACAAUGAUCUGUAAUAUGGAAUGGGGAUAUUAUCCAUGCAAAGCUAAAGACUAAAGUCUUGCAGGCUGUUUUGUGUUUAUUUUCCUGCUCAAAGGGCUGUUGGAUUGAUAAAAAGUUCCCUUUUGUCUCAGUAAACUAGGGGAGACCAGGGCUUGUUGUCACAUGGGUAAGUUGUCACAUUGCAAUUAUCUUUGCCACCAGAGCGCGCAACUAAAAAGUGGAUUACUAGUUUUAUUCCUUUACAUGGUCAGAGGUCGUGUCUUGUCUGAGAAGAGAAGAGCACAUUGUGAGCUGAGAUGAGCACCAAUAAACCAUUUCGCACAACCAAAAGUAAAAAAAAUAACUAUUUAUUUUAAAAUAAGCUUCUUCAAGGUAAAAAUCCAAGCAGUGAUACAUGUGGACUUGUUAGAGGAGAGAUUAAGGCAUCCUGUCAUACCUCAGUCAUUGUUCUGGUUGAAGCUAACUUUAAGAUAGAGCUAGAAUUAGCAAACAUGGUAGUUUGGGGCAACAUGUUUCAGUCAUUUUGGGGUUAGUUGUUGUUUAAAAGGGAUCAAAAUUAACAUAGAGAGUUCGCUUAUCGGCAGUUGUCAUAUUGAAAUUUUGACUUUAUUUUUAAAGAGUAAAGAGUGGUUUAAAGGAGAGGAGAAGGCGAGAAGACAUGGUCAGGAAUUUAAAAAGAAAAACAAAACAUGGCAGUGCAGUACCUGACAUGAUGCUGAGGGCAGUCAGGCAGGUGACCCUAACUAAUAAAUCAAUCUGGAGGACAAUAAAGGACUAUCAAUAUCAACUACCAUACCUCAGCUCAGCUCAGCUCAGUACAGCAAAACAUUCACCCCAGCCGAAAUACAGAGUCAGACAGAUCUCCAAAUUCCAGAGCAUGUUGCAAAAUAUUUUAUGUUAACAUUUGUUCAACGACUUCUUCUUGCUCAAUGAUAAACAUUUUCUGUGCCUGACUUUGAUGUUCACUUUCAAGUAAAAAAUGAGAACAACAAUAAUUUUGUCCUUGUUUUAUUAGCUGCAAAAUCAACCAUGACAUCUUACCUUAUGUAGUGAGACAACUAAUCUGAUGGUGAGGCAACAUGUCACAUGUUAACUCUCUCUAUUUGAUUGCUUAUAACUCUACACUGACACAAGAUAUGAAAAUGACAUGAAUAUGAAAUAUAUACCUGAGACUUUAGUCUCUCAUCUGCUACACAUUUUGUUUAUACAUGAUAUAUUGAUUCCAAGAAAUAUUUAAGAGUGUAAAAAGUCUGACAACAAGCCCCGGUCUCCCCUACAUCACGUUUUGUAUUGAGAUUCUUGUAUGACCCAGCUCUUCUUUGGACUGUUAGGCUCUUUACAUAUUACUUUGGCUAAUAUUACAAAAGAGUCAGACAGAAACCUUACUCCACAGUUGAUGAUUCAUGUAAAAGAUGUGUGCAUUAUGAGAGAGAACAGUGAAACGGUGUCUCCCUGGUUAGUUGGCACAAUUUACUUAUUGGUUAAACUAAUAUUUGUAACACAGAUCCAAAACAGCAGUCACAUGUCGUGUUGAUGCUGUAUCGCAGCCACCUGUCACCAGCCAAGGAGUUUGUCUCUUCAUCAGCAAACAUCCCUGCAUGUGGGAGUGUGCCUUUCAUCUUCAUCAAUAUCUUAUAGAAAAAAAAAACUCCCCUGUUUAUUCUUUUAUUGCCUGAGGGGGACACCAUCAGCACGCAGCGUCUCCAGGAAGUGAAUUUAGUGAUUAUUCUCUCACUAAUCACGCCAUCUAUCUCUGCGGGGCCAACAAUAGCGAGCCUCAGUCAGAGCAGAGCACUAAUCUGUUCUUGACAAGGCAGGGGGAGAAAACAAAUGGCUGCGUGCAGUCAGUGUGUGGGCUCAGCUGGCACAAAGACAACAUAAUGUAACACACUUUACCCGGAUACCAGCCAUAUAAGCAGAGCGGGAUCCUCUCACCUCACCGGAGAGUCCAUGUAUGGAAUAAGUGGGACCGGAAUUCCGAAUCAUGGAGCUUUGUUUUUAUCCCCCAGACAAGUCUGAGCAGCAACAUGCACGUGCUUAUGUCUGUGGUUUAUAUUAGAAUAAAACACGUGCAAUAGUGGUCAUUAAUGAUCAAAAUUUCUUAUAUUUUUCCAAACGGGACCAUGUCGUUUUAAUUGUUUCCACGCGUCGUCACGGCGCGCUCCACCAGUCCUAUUUCUGGAGUUCCCUCUUCGCCUUUUUUUCCAAACUCAAGUCCAUAUUUGGUAAAUGACGUAACGGGAGACCCAGAGAUCCCCUUUAUAACCAUACUGCAGCAUCCAGGCGCUAUUAACAAGAGAUGAGAGGCGGAGGAGACAAGGGUUAACAGAGAAGAUGAGGCACAUUAGUCACAAUGUUUGAGAGGCAGUCAGACAGAAAAUUGGAGAAAGUGACUCGAAUAUUCAAUUAGUUAGUUCAAAACGGCUGAUCUUCGUCUCGCAGACAGGAUGACUGCUAAGAUAGCUGAUGAAGUUUCUGGGUCUCUCAGCGGAAUUGUAGACAGUAUUCCUAAAGAUGUUUACGCAACAGAGGAUGGUCUGCCAUCUCAGAUUGUUUUCAAACAAGAGGUUUUAGGAGAUGAAGAGCUUGAAGGGAAACCUGGAGAGGAUGAGAGCGGUGAGUUUUGUUGUUUCUAGGGAAAUGCAAGACCUAAAUUAUGUCUGUAUUUUAGCAAAAUGUGCCGAAGAAGUCUACCGUUAUGAUGGUGUGUUGCGCAUGUAAGAAACAAAAUCCCUUUAUUUGCAAUCUAACUGAGUGCAUUUAUCCACGUGUUUCAGGUGAUCUUCUGUUUGAAGAGAAGGGCGCACCUGAGCUACUCUUCCACGGCGACUUGGCGCAAUACGUGGCCACUUUACGCACACACCCUGUGGCGUUUACCGGGAAGUUUUCGGUGGACUCUAGGGGUGCAGGAGGUCAGUGGACACCAGGGGACAUCAUCAACGUGGUCAGCGCUGACAUAUCCAACCCGGGGCCGAUAACCGAGUCAGGAUCUUCCUCGGCAUCCCCAGGUCUUUACGCAGCAAGUGGAGAAGGGGGAGACACAGCGGACGCGGGGGACGGCACCAUGGCGCACGGCCAACCCGAUAUCAGCCACAUGUACGCGCCCCCUCACCCCCACCCGCAUCCUCACCCGGCAACCUCCUACUCCUGCAGCGGGGACAUGUACCAGGACCAAUCAGCGGGGGGAUACCUGGCGACAUCCACCUGCGCUGUGUCCUACCACGCGCCUCCGUCCUACAACUCCAUGCCCAAACCGACUGUUGAUGGCUCCGCGCUGCUUUCCAUCAUGCCAGAAUAUGGAGGCUUUUAUCAGCAGAGCUGCCAGAGAGAUAUCCAGGCGGCUUUCCCGGAGAGGAAAUCCCUCCCCUACCCGCUGGACUCCCUCAGGGUUCCUCCGCCUCUCACCCCUCUUAACACCAUCAGGAACUUUACGCUUGGGGCGCCCUCGCCAGCCGCAGAGGGCCCGAUGGCUGCAGCUUUCCCCGGUCACCAGAACCUCCCUCUCAGACCAAUCCUGAGACCAAGAAAGUAUCCGAACAGGCCUAGCAAGACGCCAGUCCACCAGAGGCCGUACCCGUGCCCGGCGGAGAGCUGUGAUCGCCGGUUCUCCCGAUCUGACGAGCUGAGCAGGCACCUGCGCAUCCACACCGGCCACAAACCUUUCCAGUGCCGCAUCUGCAUGAGGAACUUCAGCCGCAGUGACCACCUCACCACCCACAUCCGUACUCACACCGGGGAAAAACCCUUCUCGUGUGACCAGUGUGGGAGGAAGUUCGCGCGCAGCGACGAGAGGAGGAGACACAUGAAGAUUCACCUGCGGCAAAAGGAGAAAAAGUCAUCAGCAUCCUAAUCUUCAGAGCGCACGGCUGCAUAUAAACUUUAUUUAUCUGAGCACGACCUUCUUGGGCUCGUGCCUCAGCCUGCCUGCCAACAAAGCUCACACGUUGUUCUGAUCUCACAAAAACAACAAGACUUUUUUAGAAGCCAUAUCUUUAAAAAUCAGGGAGAAUCAGAACCAGUUCCCAAUGGUGUGAUUUGGUAUAACAUCAUUGUUUAUCACAGUAACUAAAACAACAUUCCUCACACAUCAGUCAGUGGACUUGAUCAUGAACAGACAUCUUCACACACCACCAAAACAUCACUGGGUUAAAGUGACUGGAAUGUAGAUGGAGUUUGGUUUACUGAAUACACAGCUGGUGUCAGAGGUUCCUAUGACCAGUCAUAUGAGUGUGUGCCACAGUGUGUCCAUAUCUGCCUCAGCUUGAUUUAGUGCUUUGUGGCAAGGCAUCACUGCGUCUACUGUCUAUGCCUCAUGUUCUCAGGGAUUCUGUCUCAAUUGAGGCUGCAGGAAUGAAACCAAACUCCUGUUCAUCAGCUGAUGGAUUCAGGAGAGUUUACUGUUUCUGUGUCUUCAGCUGAGGGUGGUUUGGUUUCAAAAUGCAGUUAAAUGCAACAAAAGUAAACAUGCAGUCACAGAGGGUUCAGAGGGGCAUUUCAAAUCUGUUUAAAUUUCCCGACAAACACACAAAUAAUAAAAGAAAACAUACCUAAAAUCAUUAUAUUUCCUUUGAAAAACAAAUAAAAGACUUGAGGGGACUUUUUAGAGUUUAUAGAAGACUGACAAAAAGUCAUAUAGAUUUUUUAAAUCAAAUGUAAACACAUGAGCUCUAAAAUAGGUUUGAAAUGUUUAACGGUUGAUAUAAAUUUAAAACCACUUGUAAAACUGGAAUCACACCCACUAUUUUGGUUUGACACUGUCUGCACACAUUUCAGUUUUUAUAAGGCUUGCUGAAGUGAGGGGAGCAGUGAUACUCUUAAGAUGGUGUAUCACAAAUCAGGGCGGGGCUUCAGUGAAAGACUCAGUGAAAAUGUAAGGGCCUGUGUCCACUAGCACAUUUUUCUUUUUACUGUCAGCGCUCAUUAUCCAUAGCUAACCAAUGCAGUUGGUCAUUUUCAGUCCUACUAUUUAGACCUGUUUCAAGGGAACAGUUUCCAGGUCUGAUCUGCUACUGAUGCCAUGACACAAUUUCUUUCUGUUCUUGAAAUUUUUUCUUUGUUGUUGAGAGGAACUGCUUAUUGAACUUAAGUAACAUUUUAAAACAGAAUUAAAGGUCAAAAGUGGAAAGCUUUUAUAACACAACGACAGUCAGCACCAGAAAGUGCUCUUAAAUGGAGGUUGUGGCAGAAAAUGCCAUCAGUGGACACGGGCCCUAAUUGCUUGAUGCAGCAAAGUUGAGCUUUUUUAAACCUGAUUUUGUAUCAUAUUUGGAAAGUUUAAACACUGACAUUAAGAUGUUUGUUUUAUGCACAUGAUAGGGAGUUUGGUUCUAUUGCAGCUCUGUUACGUUGUGGGGAUAUUAUGAGAUUGUAGCCUGAUAAUCUGUUUCUGUUGGGUUAGACUUUAUUUUUGGCUGCAGUCUGGGAUGUUUAAGGACCUGUUGAUAUUUUUAAAGAACAAACCAGCAUUUCUACCUGAUGAAUGUAAGAGAAAGAGAGAAAGAGUCCAAUGAAAGUUGUGUCUUUUGUUUUGUAAUUUUUAUGCAAAAGAAAGUCGAGCACUAAAGCUUUUAUUCUGCUGGACUGAUGCUUCUUGUUGAUGCAAAUAAAUGUUGACUUGUCAAACUGUUGCUCCCUGUCUCCUUUUGCUUUUUACAAUACAUAAUGAACUCUGUGUUUAUUUUAUAUUCUAAUAUACAGACUCACAAACACAUACAACUGUCACAGAUAUUACAAUCAACAGAUCGACAAGUUAUGAUGGUCCCUGAUGGUCUCCUAGAGUUGUAUAGGUCACAAAGAGGCCUGGGAAUAGGUCUGAGUCUUUUAUAACCAGCUCAUAACUCCUCACAGAAGUUUUGUGGUUUUUAAAAAUGAAAUUUAGAUCAGUUAUCAGCCAAACUUGGAUCUGCACUCAGACAUAGUUUUUAUUUGGGGUUUGUACCACAAUUUUCAGUCUUGAGAAACAAGGCCAGUGCAGAAUUAAAAAUGCUAAAACUGCAGUUCCUUGAGUGUCCACUGCCAGGUUGAGUCAGCGUUUACUAGGUUUCUUAUGUACAAGCAAUAUAAGAUGCGCGCGCAACCAGGGGGCAAAAGCCUGCUUUGGAAUGAACUGAUAUCAAUGAAGAUGCUGUAUUGUUUGCAAGUUCUCCCUGACAAAAUUGCAUUCAAAUGCCAUUUCAUUGAAAAAUCGCUUUGUCUUUCAUUGCAUCAAAAUCAGAAAAACACUUUCACUCAACUUACCAGGUUGUGACGUUUAUUUUAGCUGUUUCUAAUAUCAGGAGCAGGGUCGUAAUGUUUGCUGAUUGUUUGUUUUGCCGAUUCGUGCGGUUUGCAGCACAACAGCUCCUUUCUCUUUUAUUCUCUGUUGACUCCGCUAGUAAACAAAUAAGAAAUGUCCCACUUUCUGCCCUGUGUGCGCAUACCUGCGAUAACGUUGCACAGAAACCCGUCUAUAUGUUAUCUGCUGUUGAUAGACUUCCACAGUGAGUUUCACGUUUUCCAAUGCUAGAGAACAUAAUUCACUUUCUCUCUUUUCCCAUCCUUUACUCCGUAACUCAAACCACCUUUUUAUGAGUUAAUUAACUAAACUUGCUGUGAGAAACUCUUGGUUUUUCUUACAGUUUUGGCAACCCAUGUGGCCAAUAGCGAUACCCCUUAUCUCUUGUCCUGUUCAUUAGAAAGUUGUGUUUUCAGAUAACUUCCCCCUGUUGUCUUCUGAGAGCCAAAUGUGAUACUUACUCUGAGUAUUUGUCAUGGAAAAAGUAAAACUACUCAUUUCUACUGUCUGCUGCCCAUCAUCCAGUCUGUCACCUACCCCCUCACAGCAGUUUUAAAACAGUUGCAUUUACAACAGAGGAGUUAUCAGCCUCAUUGCUGACAGUCUGGUUUGCUUUUGAAAGUCAUACAGAGGCGUAGAUGUCAGUUUCAGACUGUUUCUCAACCAGUUAAAAAAUCCUCACAGUGCCUUUAACCUGCAUUCAGUGAUGCUGAUGGUGACCAUUAAACUCAAGGUGAUCUAAAGGAAACUAUGUUUGACUUAAAUGUGCAAUAAUUUGACAAAGCAUCUACUUUGUAUCUGCAUUCACUCACAAACUUCUGCCUGCCUGUCCCAGAAAAGUUCAUUUUUCUUCCGUAAUUUCGUUUGGCAUAGACAGUAGAUUGUUGACUUUGUUGACCUGUAUUCAAGCCAAAAAACUCUUGAAAUAUUUCGCUUUGUGUUCGUUUGAUGAAUCUGUAAUAUACAAGUUUCACCUAUUGAAUUACACUAAGUGAAAGACUAAACUUUUUUGGGACGUUAUGAUUAACGUCCCAGAGACGUCAUUGAUGUUGACGUUAUAAUUUUGGGGUUGUUUGAUGAUGCUGUGGGCUUCGCUUCAUAUUGAGUUCACUCCUCUGAGGAGUGGAAGUGGGGAAGGAGUGGUUUGAGGAAGAGCAGAGUCUACAUUUUGCUGUGAGGU